Molecule: messenger RNA, 5588 nt
Organism: Austrofundulus limnaeus
Lineage: Eukaryota; Metazoa; Chordata; Actinopteri; Cyprinodontiformes; Rivulidae
Gene: apln
Product: apelin
Exons: 3
Coding region: 125-352 (75 amino acids)
Biological process (GO): signal transduction
Molecular function (GO): apelin receptor binding; hormone activity
Source: RefSeq, a predicted model, not a curated record
ACAAACACACACACACACACACACACACACACACACACACUCACACACACUCACUCACACACACACACACAACACUACAGUAUAUCAGUGAGUGACUAGCAGAGAGCCAGAGGGGAGUGCAGAAAUGAAUGUGAAGAUCCUGACGCUGGUGAUUGUGCUCUUGGUGUCUCUGCUGUGUUCUGCCGGUGCUGGUCCCAUGGCCUCCACAGAGCAUGGCAGAGGGCUGGAGGAGACAGCUACAGUGAGAAAAAUGGCGCAGCAGAACCCGAUGAGAGGCGGUCAGACCCACAGACCGGCCAAGAGAAGACGCCCACGGCCCCGUCUUUCCCACAAGGGGCCCAUGCCGUUCUAGAGCAAGGCAUUCCUUUGAGCGCCCUCCCCCAGGUUCUGAUUUCUAUGCUCUUCCUUUGCCUUGGGGGGCCUUGCAACGAAGGGCCUAUGCUUGCCCAGCCUGAAGAGUGAUGUCCAUAGCACCUGCUGGUUCUCCAAGCAACUCUGUCCACACACAAAAAAAAUCAGGACUAGCCGCUCACCCUCAGCUCCAGGAGGAAAAAAACAACAAGGAGGCAGGGGGAAGUGUGGGUGGGGGUUGUUGAGCCUGAGCUAUCAGACUCUAUUUCUCUGUCUCUCUCUUUCUCCCUCACUGCUUACUUAUCUCUGUCUUACCCCAAGUGUUUUAUUUUUCUUUUCUUUCAUUGUAUUUUGCUUAUUAGAGCCCAACCAUAGCAACUUUUCUGAGUGUCUCGCACUCUUUGCAUGACAUGUGGUGGAGAGGGAGCCCGGUCAAAACAAUCAGUCUUAAAGCUUCUGGAUGUAUUCUUCACAUGUCUCAGAUCCAAGGUUACUUCUGCCGCUUGACUUUUGUUGCAGCGUAGCUACUUUACAAGAAGGUGAGGAUGCUGAUCGUACAGAAAGUGUCCGUUUUUAAGUUCUGUUACGACGCUCUGAGCUGCGAAAAGGAGACGAGGCGUCAMCGCAGACUAUAUCCGUCACUUAACGAUCAUUAUUAAUGGUGCUUUGUUCCUCAAAACGUCAGUACGUCCACAUGCAAAGUAAAGCUGGACUGAAGAGAAAGCACAUGUUGUCAAGAGAAUCUAUUUAAGCAACAGAAUUAUUCCCUCGUUCUAUGAUCCAAAGCUGUUUUUGGUGUUUCUGAACUCAUUAACACCUCGGGGAAGGAGGAGGAGGGGUUUCUGACAAGGUUACUGUAAAAUGUCUCACCUUGAAGGAGUCCUUUGACCCCCCCAAAUCUGUCCCCGAUUCCCCCACCCAGCCUUUUCUCGCCCCGAGCAGCUGCUCUACACGACUGUUAACUGGCAGUGGCAGUUUGCUCCGACAGACCGCCUUUGCCUUUUAAUGAAGUGCCAAAUACAAAAAAUAAAUAAAUAAAAGAUAAAAAAAAAGUUGUUCUCCACGAUGCUGCCAGGAAUGGAGGAAUUACAAAAAAAGGGUAUAGAGCGAAACACAUUACCUCUUGUUUGAAGUCUUGAUACACUGAUACAUUAUGCAUUUUAAAUUUCUGCAAACAGAUAUCCCGCGUCGUGGCGACGUUAGCGAGGAAAACGAGUCGUUUCAAAGCGAACACCGACCCGGUUGUUAACGCCGUCGCCGUUAGCGCUCUGGCUGUUUUAUUAUUAUUAUUUUUUUACAUUCGGCACACAGGCGGGUGUGACCUUUUUGACCAAUAUUUAUCAUAGAAACAGAAAAUGCUAUGCCUUUCCAUCGUACUGGAAUAUAUUACUGUUUAUUUUUUUCUGUGUUAUAGUUUUAUUUCCUUUUGUUCUCAGGGUGCUGUGAUAGAGGCUUGUACUAGAGCAGUCUAUUUUGUGCAUUUAUUCAACACAAAAUGUAAAAAAAACUUAUACAAGCAUAUUUUCAUAUACUACAUCUUACAUUUAUUCACCACUUUAGCCACUAUUUCUUGUUUAAAGAUUUAGUUGUCACUGCUUAAGUUUUUUCUUAUUCUGCCCCUCCACAGCACAGGUGGCUGUGGUUUUGAUCGGCGAGCUCAUUAAAUUCUAAAGUAAAUCUUUCUCAGAUGGACCUCCACACGUUUGGCUGGGGGGUCCAUGUCCAUAUUGGUCUUUCAUUUUAAAAACAGUAACUGAAAAAUGAAAAACGGAUGGUUCUAUUUUCAUAUUAAAYUCCAAAAAUGGGAAAACGGUCCACCUUUUUAUUUUUGUCAAAGCAGCCGUUUAGAUCUGUUAUGGCAACUCAACGUUGCCCUGCAGAACUUGCUGUGGUUUCACGUUCCUCACCACGGACCUCUUGGACAUAAGCUUAAUGUGCUAAAAGCACCGGGAGCUCCAGGCAUCAUGUGUGUAGCAAGUAGCGUCUUUAGCAGCUAAACGUAAAAUUAAAAGUGUCAAAAAGAAACAAAAUAACUUAACAAUAUUUAAAUAAGUAAUAAAAAAUUGACCAUGCAUAAAAUAUGGUAGAGGUAUGGUAGAGAAAGCAUUUGCUAUUUGUUUUAAAAAUACAGGCUUGAUCUAGAAAUGCUUUUAUUCUGAAAGGGGUGAACUGGAAGUAUCACAAGUUAGAUGGAACUGGUUUAGAAUGGCAGAUCUGUCAACUUCAAAUUAAACCUAUAGGCUUGUGUCAGUUCCUCCAGUCUUCAACUGGAAGAUGAAGACAGACUGAGUGGAAAUUGUCUUAGAAGUUAGCAUUAGCUUCCACCAUCUGUUUAGCAGUUAAGCAUCAACAGAGUUAAGAUUACUGUUUAGCGGAUUAGUGGUUAGUGAACCUAACCUUUUGUUUAGCUGUGCCCACCCUUGGAAAUGAGCUUAAUUUAAAAUAUACAGUCUGCAGUUUGUUAAAGAAAAGUAAAACUAGUUAGCUAGCAUGUAUUUACGGACUGUUUAUAAAUUAUACAAAUUUUCAGACAUAAAAAAUUUUCACUGAUUUUUUCAAAAUCUCAGUUUAAAUUUUGUUUUACAUCUCGUAAGAAUAAAUAACCACCUCACAACCCACUCUUCUGAUAGAAAUAAGUUCCAGACCUCUCCCUGUCCUCCUUUCCCUGCUCCUCUGUGCUGCAUGUAUGUAUUUAACUAGCUCCAUCCUAAGUGAAAAAUAAAAAGAUGGACAAUUUUCCAUUUUUGGAGUAUAAAAUAAAAAUAGAAUAGCCAUCCAAAUUUUCAUUUUUCAGUAUCUGUUAAAAUGAAGAAACAAAUGACCAAAAAGUACACAGAUCCUGGGGCAACUUAGUCUGAGCUCAUUGUUAAACUGGCUCACACUCUGACCCCCGCCCCACAUUUCCAGUCUUUGAACCCCUGCUGAUUCAGAUCAUGUCACACAGUGCUGUUUUCUGGUGUCUUAGGCUUGCAGAACUGCUUACUGAAAGUCUUCAUGUAUCUUAAUUAACUUCAGUUCAAUUAGUAAAAUCAUCUCGUUCAAAUCUGUUUUGACCACACGAUCAUCUAAUUAACCCAGAUUUUUCAGCCCUUUCCUCUCCUUCGCCACGUCUCAUGCAAAUAUAAUAAAAUGCAGAGUCUCGAGAAGCUUUUAUUAGGAGARCAUCUAAAACCACCCACCUUGAUUAAAAAUGCAUUAAAUCCUAGGGCACUGUGAAGUGUAAUAAUUUCAGUUCUAGCAUUAUUUUUUCAUCCCCCCCUCACAGACAGAGAUGUAGAUUUCAUUAACGCUCCUCGGAGAGGCGAGGCGGCUUCGCUCAGGAUGUCUUAUUGGAGAAGAUGAUAGGUUAAUAUGAAAGUUCAAAGCCGCAGGAUGCUGAAAGUAGAACCGGGUCGCGGCAAGGGGCUCGAAUCAAUAUAUACCCACUCUCCCCACCCCCUAUCCCCAUCUCAGAAGUUAUUGUAACGGAGCCGAGCGACAUCUGUAUCCGCACUGUUCAUGAAUGUAUCCUCACCGUCAGAGACCAGAGCAACUUACGCUUUUAAAUCUCAGUCUGGUUGUCAGUUAAAUCCAAAAACUAAAACCAAAUAUCCCACAGAUCCAAAGCCUCUGGUGUUAACUCGUCCCAACGAACAGACGUGGCUUCGCUCCAAGACUUCUCUGUAUGGGUUUCUUUUUUUUUUUUGUUUUUUUGUUUUUUUGCAAGGCUGCACUUUUUUGCAAUUCCAUUAUGCUGCUGGAAAAAAAUACACCCUUAAAAACAAAGAGUCUCUUGGUAUGGAAUGGUUUUCCAGUGUAUUGUGACGAUUUUCUUUUGUCUGAUUCUUGUCUAGCUGGUUGUCCAAAGCUUACUUCUUUUUUUUAAAUACAGUGAAAAGCUGUAUCUUUCUUUUUGUGGAUGUAACAAAAUAGAAAACAAACAAAAAAAAAGUAGUCUGCAGCACAAUAUGUCGUGGACACGUGAAAGCUUUCAGGCGUUCUCUUCUCGUAGAUCAUAGCUCGCAGCACAUCGGGUUAAUGGGCCUGGUGGUGUAGAAGGACAAGCGUGUUCAGGCUAAAACUGAAAUGGUAAACCGACACAUUACGCUCGGGGAGCAAAACCAUUUUCCUUAAUGGUCUUUUCCAGCAAGGCCAACAACAAGAGCAACGAUUCCUUUUCCCCUCUCAGUGUCUCUUUUCCAAUCCCUCCUCUCUGUGACCAUCACAAGGCCUGAGUAAUGUUUCUAUGCACUUGUCAGCACGUUUUCCUGGUAGAAUUUCAGUUUUUGCUCUUUUGUUUAAUUAAUUUAGUCAGGGAGUGUGUAAGAGAUGAGAUGUGGAGGAAAGGAGUUACAAGCAGGUUAGUUUAGUCCCAACAGGAAAUCAUCUUUUUGUUUCUUUUUAAAUCUUGUAGCCGCUCUAUUCUCCAUUCUCUACCAGAUAAAAUUUCUAUUAUUUUUUUAUAUUUAUCAAAUGUUUCACUGAUGGCCGGGGUGGAAGCAAAGCUGGCACGCUACAACAUUCCAAUGAUUUUUUACCUCGUGGAUCUCUAAUCCCAUCAAACCGUUGGCCUUGGAGGUGGGCGUCUUGCAGGAUCGAGUGGCUGAUACUCAAUCAGACGCUCCUCCGCUGGCUGAGCAUAACCAGAUUCUAACUCUCGAGAGAAAUGACGACGAGCUGUCGUUACCUCGGAGCACCAAAAUGAGACUUCGGACACCCAGAAUAGCACAGGUUGCCCCCCACCAAACCCACCCACAAACCUCACUACCCCGCCUCGAUUGCAACACAUUCUCCAUUCUUGCCACCACUGUGUUUGAGAAACGGUGGCACUCAAAACAAUCGGAGAAGAAAUCCAGUCUGUCGGCUCACACAGCAUCACAACAGUGUUAGUAGGUCUAAUGACGAUGUAUUACUCCUGAACCUUCUCUUCUGUUCAUGGUGUUUGCUCAUAUUACUACUCACCAGGCCAAAUGUACAGUCCCCCGUCUCUGUUUCGAUGUUGAACUGGGCAAAAAUAAAAUGACAUGAAUAAAUAAAUAAAUAAAACAAGUGUAUCAGAAAUGGUUGAAAUACUGUGUACAUAUUUGAACCUUUGGUUUCUAAUUUAUAAAAGAUAAGCUUUAGCUCUUGGAGUACUUAUUUUAUUUUAUUUUUUCCUUUCAUGCGUAGCUUUGUGUUUUUAUUUUCUAUUUCUGUAAAGUGUGUAAAUAUAUCUUUAUGAUAAUAAGUAAUAUUAAAAAUCUUAUUUUAAGAAAAAA